Adelges cooleyi (spruce gall adelgid) is the source of this 739-nucleotide messenger RNA. Its product is annotated as ejaculatory bulb-specific protein 3-like. Bases 66 to 551 code for a protein of 161 amino acids. NCBI's taxonomy places the organism in Eukaryota, Metazoa, Arthropoda, Insecta, Hemiptera, Adelgidae. The record is from RefSeq and is a predicted model, not a curated record. The transcript has 2 exons.
GCCGUCCAUCGGAUGACCAGUUGACCACUGUUCGCUGUCGUGUUAACAAUAAUAAUAUUUCAAAAAUGGCAUCACGGACCGUUCUUUUGGCCUGUGUCGUUGCAGCGACCGUUUUUGCUACCUGCAGUGUCUCUGCUGCUCCGAAGGAGGCUGUUCCGCAAAAGGCUGCUGUUCCGCAAAAGGCUGCUGCUCCGCAGAAGGCUGCUGAGUCAACAGGUGUUUACACCACCAAGUAUGACAACAUCGACGUAGAACAAGUGUUGGCGUCCAAAAGGUUGGUAAACAACUACGUUCAAUGUCUUUUGGACCAGAAGCCGUGCUCUCCCGAAGGAGCAGAACUCAGGAAAAUUCUGCCUGACGCUUUAAAGACUCUGUGCGCAAAAUGCAGCGAAAAGCACAAGAGCGUUGCUGUCAAAGUAGUGGGACGAUUGGAAAAGGAUUACCCGAAGGAGUGGAAACAACUUCGUGACAAGUGGGAUCCAAAAGGCGAUUACUACAAGAAAUUCUUAGAUUUUCUGGAAGAAGAAAAAAAUAAGCCCGCUAAAGCUUAAAAAAACCAAUUGUUAACCAUUUUUUUUUAGAUUAUAAUUAUUAUUUUAAAGCUCAACGGCUUUUCAGUUAUCGUUUAUAUUACCAAAAAUUGAAACAUUUAAAAAUUACCACAAAUAAAUAUUUCAAUUAAUUGUUAUUUAGAAUGUAACCUGUAUGUGCGAAGAAAAUAAAAGAGUAUAGUAACGUA